AUGGAUACAUGUAUGGUUUUUCACACUCAAAUAGCCUCCAUCAUGGAGGUGCUAGCGAAUGCAGCCGUGGCAGAGAUCUGUAAACUCGUAGACGACGACUAUGCAGUGUUUCGUUUAGAAAUGACUCAAAGCCAGAAAGAAAACAGGGCAUUGCGGAGGAAACUACAGAUACUGGACCUGAAGGUAUCACGGGAGCGCGUCCUCGCCAGUCGUCCCAGUAGUGUCAAGAUCGUCGACAGAUACAGAGGAGUUGAAGGACAUCUCACUGGAGGCCACAGGAGUGUUGUGAAGCCAGCGGGACACAAUACAUGGAGAGAUGACCAACCAAUCACUGUUGAUGAGGGGAAUGGAACCUCACCACAGCACGUUAUUGUGAUAGAGUCGGCACAUGCAGAGGCCUCGGGUCCUGGAGGAUUCUCUCUGGUCAAGCAGGAGAGGACUGAAGGAGAGGACCCACGAGACGGCAGACACAUCCAGACUGGAGCAGCGGCCGGAGUGGAACUCCCUUCAGCAGUGCCCCGGCACAGGACCCGACGAAGCAUCAUUGUGGAGGAGGAAGAAGGUCCAGAGGUGCAGCUGGUGAAGCAGGAGGGUCUGGGGAACCCUGAGGAGACCAUGGUCAUGGAGGACAACCAGACUACACCUUCUCCUGAACCCACAGAGGAACCAGCUGAGCAGCACAGGACCACACACAGUCUCACUGAGUCAGUAGACAUGGAGGAUGGGAAGCCUGAUCUGCUGCUAGUCAAAGAGGAGACAAUAGAAGACGGACCAGAGAGCAUUGAUCUGCUGAGUGGACUAAAGCUGGGGGCGCAAGGUGAUUGGAUGGAGGCUAAAAGAGGAGACUGGGUGGCCAUCUCUGAUUCCCAGAUAGGUGCAGCCAAGGGCCCAGGGGACAACAUCACAGAGCAGGCCAGGACCAGAGGCGAGGCCAGUGGAUUGGACAGCGUCCUCAACUCUGGGCUGGGGAACAACACUGUUAACCAGAAACAGACAGUCGAAAACAAAACAACAACCGAAUUUAGUCUCCAUGCCAACAGACUGGCUGAGACCAGGGUGAGGUGUAGAUUUGGUCUGUGGGGACGGGGAGGUGUCCGUAUGUGGAGGGAGAGAACAGACACAGACACGGCUAGUGAUGCACCGUCCUGCUCCUAUAGUUGUGAUUCAGAGAGACUGAUGGGGCCUCAGGUUAAGCCCCUAGCACUGCCUUCUAUAGGAUCUAUCAACUGGAACUUGGACCCUGCGACAACACAGACACUUCCUGGCCUUCAAACUCCUCAAGCUCUCCUUAUGUUAAACCAGACCUCAGACAAUGCCAGUGCCUCAACACUAAAUGGCUACACAAGCCCAUCGACAAAUGAGAGUAGUAGAGAUGGAAUCAGUAAAGGUGGCAGCGCCAAGGAGAAGCGCUUCCCGUGUUCGUUCUGUGGGAAAGCCUUCAGUUUCCCAAAACACGUGGAGAUCCACCAGAGGAUACACACGGGGGAGAAACCGUUCGGCUGUAGCCAGUGUCACAUGCGCUUUGCCCAGGCUGGCCACCUGAAGAGGCACCAGAGAGUCCACACAGGGGAGAAACCCUACAGCUGCCCCCAGUGUGAGAAAAGGUUCUCCCACCAGCAUCAGCUGAAGCUGCACCAGAGGGUCCACACAGGGGAGAAACCCUACGGCUGCCACCAGUGUGAGAAAAGGUUCUCCCACCAGCACCAUCUGAAGAUGCACCUGAAGGUCCACACGGGAGAGAGGCCGUUCGCCUGUACGCACUGCGGGAAGAGGUUCUCAGAGAGGAGCUCUCUCAGGACACACCAGCAGAAAAUGCACACAGCCCAUGUAUAGAGUAUAGUGACAUGUAGUACUAAUUUGUUUUUUUGCAGUUAAUUAUGUUGGUUUUGGAUGUAUAGGGAACUGGAUGAGGUGAACUGAGGAUGAUGAGGUGAUGGUUGGUGUGAUGGUGUCUGUAAAAAUGCUUCACUGAUGAAGAGUGACAAACUUUGUCCCUUUAGGUUGAUACUGGUGUUUUAUAAUAAGGAAAUGAUAGUGCCUUAAUUCAUGUUUACUUUAAAUGAAGUAGUGAAGAUGUGUGUAAUGUUUAACCUUUUGCAAAGUACUUUAAAAUGUAUUUUAUCAAAGCAAGGGUACCAGAUUUACAGAAAAGUUAACGCAUCAUGUAACAAUUUCAAAAAUGUUACUGAGUUAGUUUAUAAUAAGGAAAUACGUUAAUAAAAAUGAUUUCAUUAGUCCCUAA
This is a messenger RNA of Salvelinus fontinalis (brook trout), 2242 nucleotides long. Its product is annotated as zinc finger protein 507-like. Gene Ontology annotation, biological process: regulation of transcription by RNA polymerase II. Gene Ontology annotation, molecular function: RNA polymerase II cis-regulatory region sequence-specific DNA binding; DNA-binding transcription factor activity. The record is from RefSeq and is a predicted model, not a curated record. Lineage: Eukaryota; Metazoa; Chordata; Actinopteri; Salmoniformes; Salmonidae. Bases 1 to 1833 code for a protein of 610 amino acids. The transcript is spliced from 6 exons.